AUGGUCUAUCGAGGUAUUCGCAUUUGUUCAACACACACAAUGUGUAAAGAAUUUCAGUUUAUAAGACAAAUAGCAGCUAGAAAUGGUUAUCCAACUCAGUUUAUUGAAAAUCAAAUUAGAAAUACUCUGAAUCGAUACUAUGAUAAAGAAAAGAAAAUUAAUCAACAGAUUAUUCCUAUCAAAAUUAAAGCGGUCGACAUUGAAAAACCAAAAAUUACAAUCAAUCAAUGUAUAGUGUUAGAUAUACCAUUUACAGGACAAGCUACUAAAGUUUUUGGUAAAAGACUUCGAAAUUUAGCCAAGGCAGUCAGACCAAAUACAGUUUUGUUAACGGUUCCUCGUCCACCACCAGCCGUUAGAGAUAGUUUUCAUAAUAAAGAUCCAAUUCCAAAAGAUAUUCAAUCCAAAUUAGUCUAUAAAAUUGAAAAGUGUGAUUGUGAAUCGGUCUAUGUUGGAAAAACAGACAGACAAGCUACAAGACGUUUUGGAGAACACGGACACAUAUCAAAUUUAUUGAAGUCGAGCAUGAAAGAAAAACCUCCUCCU
Molecule: messenger RNA, 546 nt
Organism: Didymodactylos carnosus
Lineage: Eukaryota; Metazoa; Rotifera; Eurotatoria; Philodinida; Philodinidae
Source: the annotation of a GenBank genome assembly